Arxiozyma heterogenica is the source of this 687-nucleotide messenger RNA. RefSeq lists its product as uncharacterized. Bases 1 to 687 code for a protein of 228 amino acids. The transcript has a single exon. Lineage: Eukaryota; Fungi; Ascomycota; Saccharomycetes; Saccharomycetales; Saccharomycetaceae. The record is from RefSeq and is a predicted model, not a curated record.
AUGAAGUUCACUGCUGUUUCUACUUUAGUCUCUUUAGCCGCUUUACUGCAAAAUGUUUUAGCUGAUUCUGAACCAUUUGGUGUCCUUUCCUCCCAUUCUGCCUCGAACAUUCACCUUUUGCCAUUCUACGAUUCUGGUAGCGGUUUAUUUUUGGGUGCUGUUUCUUCAUCAUCUGACGUUCUUGGUUUUACUAUUACUGACGCUGGUAAGUUGAAGUUCUCAAAUGGUAAAUAUGCUGUUGUCGAUUCUAACGGUGAAAUGUCCGAAGGUGAUGAAAACAACGCUGCUACUGGUUGGGCUAUUGAAAAGGGUCUUGUUACUUUGAACGGUAACAAGUUGUUUUAUGGUGUUCCAACUACUGAUUCAGCAUACCCAUCUAACUACAAAGUUUAUGUCAAGGAUGUACCAAAUUCUAACUACUUCUACAUGGUUGGUACUACUGCAGACAACAACCAACAAUACACAUUUAUUCCUCCAGACGCUUCCUCCUCUUCAAGCACAUUAGCUCAAACCACGGAAUCUGUCUCUUCCGCUGCUAAAACAACAGCUAUUAUUGGUUCCAUUAAACAAAGUUCAACUUCUGCUUCGCCUUUAAUUACUAUUCCUCAACAAUCUGAAAAUGGUGCUGCUGGUUUACGCUUAGGUGCUACCCUUGGUUUAGCAGGGAUUGCAGCCUUAUUAUUAUAA